GUUGGGACUUCUAUACAGCAUGGCUACAGGGAAGCAGUGUUUAAAGGAAAAUCCUAAGCCUGGAGAUUUCCACCCUAAUAUUGAGUUGGAGGUUAUAACCAAGGACAGUUAUCCGCAAAACAACGGCUCCCAUGUGACGGUGCGGUGCAAGGCUACUGCACCAGUUUUAAACUCAAAACUGUAUAACCCUGCUCUUCUGAACCCCACCGUUAUUUUUUUCUUUUUCAACGAAAAUCACGUGCCUGUCCAAAACUGCCCACCUUCAUCGGGAAGUCCAGAAAAGAUAUGUGAAUUGGUUAUUCCAAAAUUUGGACAAGCGAAUAAUGGGAAAUAUUAUUGCAUGGCACGAAAUGAAAUACGCUGUACAAUAAUUGGAGCACACGUUCCUUCCAAUCCGUGUCCAGCUCCAGGAGAAAAAGAAAAACUUGCACUGGAUUCUUUCCACAAUAACCUCCUGAAAACGAUGAAAUGCCUGAAAGACUAUACACUUUGCUGCAUCACUGGAUCAAUGUGCGAUGAAAGUUAUCAACAAUGUCUACACAGUGCUUAAAAUACUAGUUUAUAUACAUUAUGACAGCUCAAAUUUGGAUAGAUUAACAUAAUGAUCACAAGCUUUUAAAAUAUUUCCAUUGGUACAUUUGUCUUGAAUAUUAUAAAUUA
Dendronephthya gigantea is the source of this 660-nucleotide messenger RNA. RefSeq lists its product as uncharacterized. NCBI's taxonomy places the organism in Eukaryota, Metazoa, Cnidaria, Anthozoa, Malacalcyonacea, Nephtheidae. The transcript is spliced from 4 exons. The coding region runs from base 20 to 550 and encodes 176 amino acids. The record is from RefSeq and is a predicted model, not a curated record.